Perkinsus marinus ATCC 50983 is the source of this 513-nucleotide messenger RNA. RefSeq lists its product as hypothetical. The coding region runs from base 1 to 513 and encodes 170 amino acids. The transcript has 3 exons. Lineage: Eukaryota; Perkinsozoa; Perkinsida; Perkinsidae. The record is from RefSeq and is a predicted model, not a curated record.
AUGCAAACUUCCACCAUUUGGAUGCAGAUUAGCAUCUGUUUGAUGGCUAAUGAGCCGCUAGCGUACGGAGCGAUAGCACCCAUGUUCCAUGAAGCGCCUAAGGAGAUAGUGUAUAAAAUCGAGAGCUCUAAGUUUGAUGAUCUCCGCGGCAAAGGUUGGAUGUGUUUCCUUGACGCCGGGCCUCGCAGCCUUAUGAUCAAUGGUCUCAUCACGACGGUUUUUGAUAAGAAUAUUUAUGCUGGUUUUCACUACAUUAAAGUCGAAGAUCCGUUGAAGGAAUUCAAUAGUAGAGCCUUCCAACCCUCUCGUGUGACAUCAUCGGGAAUUCUGAGGUGUCCAGAGAUCGCCACCGACCUACAGGAGGUGUUCGCUGGAAUCACUAAUCCCCCGGACGUCGUAGCUCAGAAAGUUGGUGAUGAGAUCAUGUCUAACAUCUGUGAUGAAUAUCGGAAGGCCACUCAGUCUUUGUUACGAAAGCCCAGAUCCAUCCGACCAACGGAGGCUUCGGAUUGA